Molecule: messenger RNA, 971 nt
Organism: Coffea eugenioides
Lineage: Eukaryota; Viridiplantae; Streptophyta; Magnoliopsida; Gentianales; Rubiaceae
Product: 50S ribosomal protein L29, chloroplastic
Exons: 2
Coding region: 93-617 (174 amino acids)
Biological process (GO): translation
Cellular component (GO): chloroplast; ribosome
Molecular function (GO): structural constituent of ribosome
Source: RefSeq, a predicted model, not a curated record
AUCCAUAACAUUUGCUUCUGCAGCCAGAGAGUGAGAAAGCUGGCGAAGCAUAGACAAGGAAGAAGAACUGAGGAGAAGAUAAACAACUACCGAUGAUGAGCUUAUCCAUUGCUUCGCCAACGAGCGUGAGCUUCACUGGUAAAUUGGGUCUCUCAAAAUCAUCAUUUCAUGGGGUUCGCAUUGCCCAUAUUUGUCCCGCGCUUGCUCCAAGUGCGUCUACUCUGAGGACUUCAUCAGGGUCUUCUUCUUCUGCUUCUUCUAGAGUGGUGAUGAUGGCAAAGAAGCAAGAGGAGUUGAAAGAAAUUAGAACCAAAACCACGGAGGAGUUGAACGAGGAGAUUGUGGACUUGAAAGGGGAGCUCUUUAUGCUACGGCUUCAGAGGUCGGCUCGUAAUGAGUUCAAGUCCAGCGAGUUUCGCCGCAUGCGGAAAAGGAUUGCCCGUAUGCUAACUGUCAAACGGGAGAGAGAGCUUGAGGAGGGAAUCAACAAGAGAUUGUCAAGGAAGCUCGACAAAAAAUGGAAGAAAAGCAUUGUUCCUAGACCACCUCCAUCAUUGAAGAAACUACAAGAGGAGGAGGCAGCUGCAGAGGCCAAGGAAGCCAAGGAAUCAGCAUGAGGGAACAAGCCAAAUUAUUAUUUGGGUCAUGUUGUAUCUUAUUCCCUUGGGUCAUUCCAUGGUUAACCUCUUCUAACUCUUUUAUCUUGCCCAAGUUUCUCGUACCAGGUUCUUGUAAUCUAUCAAUGAGAUCAUUUUUUGUCCCUAUACUAAGUGCGAGCAGCAGCUGACCUGAUGUCUAACGUAAUUGGCAGCAAGCCUUUAUACUCUUUUACUACUAGCUAGUACGACUUAGUGCUAAUAUUGGAUGUAGCUCCAGUGCUCUGCUGACCUCUGUCUGCUUCCUUUAACUGUUGGAUUAUAUUACUGAAUGGACAAUGGUAAAAAGAAUGAAAGAAGAUUAGCUUGUGACUA